GCCAUGGCGCCCACUUUAAAUGCAGUGGACAACUUGAUGAGACGGUAUCUUGAUUACACUGGACGAACGGGCCCUACUGCUCUUAGAGUCUCAAUCGAGGCGAGUUUCCUCCAUUCCCUCACUUUGUUGUUGUUCGUUUGGUAACCAUUUGUCCAUCAAGCUGUUUCUGACAUGCAGGACAGGUUCGCAAAGCGGCCGAGAACCUCGGGUAGUAGACGCUGGACGGCCGAGCAGAGAGAUCUAUACAAGUCGUACAAGUCCAUGCAAGAAGCCAAGAAACGUGUAGAGUCCUGCCAAAUUGCCUUCUCCACUUGCGUCGGCGCCGGAAUUGGUCUGUGACGAUCCGAGGACUUCGGGCUCGUAAGAGCCGACGAGGCUUACCAGCAAACUGAGGCUUCAUCUCUUAUGCCGCGGACCAGGACGUGCAAGCAGGCGGUCCUAGUUGGAGACGAUAUACAGCUCCGUCUCGCGGUGCAGGCCAUCACUACGAUCCUUGCUUACGACGUUUCGUCGUUUGAACGUUUGUACGAUUGUUGCAGUGACGUGGAAGCAGCUGGUCAAAUGCCGCCAAAUACGCAGGCGGAUCUGUCAGCUGCUGCAGACCAUUAUACAAAGCAGAGUACACUGCCUAGGGGAUCCGCGAUCACGGGGCUUGAAGAGGAAAUUGAAGUGUCCACUAUUGAUGGUUAUCAAGGUCGAGACGUGGAAAUUGUCGUUCUCGUUACAGUGCGGUGCACUGAGCAUGGCGAGAUUAGAUUCCUCGGGGAUCUGAGAAGGAUGAAUAUGCCCCUUGACGAGAGCUAAGAGCUGGCUGAUCAUAUUGGGAUGCCGUGCUGCACUUACCGCCGGCUCA
Microdochium trichocladiopsis is the source of this 853-nucleotide messenger RNA. RefSeq lists its product as uncharacterized. The transcript is spliced from 2 exons. Lineage: Eukaryota; Fungi; Ascomycota; Sordariomycetes; Xylariales; Microdochiaceae. The record is from RefSeq and is a predicted model, not a curated record. Bases 406 to 804 code for a protein of 132 amino acids.